Molecule: messenger RNA, 1678 nt
Organism: Wyeomyia smithii (pitcher-plant mosquito)
Lineage: Eukaryota; Metazoa; Arthropoda; Insecta; Diptera; Culicidae
Gene: Phb2
Product: prohibitin-2
Exons: 5
Coding region: 165-1082 (305 amino acids)
Biological process (GO): mitochondrion organization
Cellular component (GO): mitochondrion; membrane
Source: RefSeq, a predicted model, not a curated record
AUGCUCAGAUUUUUUCAAGGGAAAACACAGAUUUAAAUGUGGCAACCCUGGUUGGUGGUGAAUAAUUCUUGUGGUGUGUUGCGUUGCGAUUGCGAUUUCAUUGCGCUAGCUUAAACGUUGGAGUGUAGUUCGCGUAUUGCUGAUACUGAGCGAAGAGACAAAGUAUGGCUCAAAGUAAAUUGAAUGAUUUGGCCGGAAAGUUCGGCAAAGGUGGUCCACCCGGUUUGACAACAGGGCUUAAAGUACUGGCCGCAGUAGGUGCUGCAGUAUAUGGUAUCAAUAAUUCUAUGUAUACUGUUGAUGGUGGUCAUCGAGCAAUUAUUUUCAAUCGUAUCGGUGGAAUCGGGGACGAUAUCUACAGUGAAGGUCUGCAUUUCAGAAUUCCUUGGUUCCAGUAUCCAAUCAUCUACGAUAUCCGAUCACGCCCAAGAAAGAUUUCUUCACCCACGGGUUCAAAAGACUUGCAGAUGAUAAACAUUUCAUUGCGAGUUCUCUCCCGGCCGGAUGCUCUUCGUUUGCCAGUAAUGUAUCGGCAGUUGGGAUUGGAUUAUGACGAGAAAGUGCUUCCUUCAAUUUGCAACGAAGUGUUGAAAAGUGUGGUGGCCAAAUUUAACGCCUCGCAGCUAAUUACACAGCGACAGCAAGUUUCGUUGCUCAUCCGUCGAGAGCUGGUGGAGCGUGCAAAAGACUUCAAUAUCAUUCUCGAUGAUGUUUCGCUAACUGAGCUUAGUUUUGGCAAGGAAUACACGGCAGCCGUUGAAAGUAAGCAGGUCGCUCAGCAGGAGGCACAGCGGGCCUUUUUCUUGGUCGAACGUGCCAAGCAAGAACGGCAGCAGAAGAUUGUGCAGGCCGAGGGAGAAGCUGAAGCUGCCAAAAUGUUGGGAUUGGCGGUCAGUCAAAAUCCAGGUUAUUUGAAGUUGAGAAAAAUUCGUGCUGCCCAAAACAUUGCCCGAACGAUUGCCAAUUCACAAAACCGUGUCUACCUCUCAGCCAACAGUCUGAUGCUAAACAUCUCCGAUGCUGAGUUCGACGAUAUGUCCAAAAAAGUGUCAACAAUGAUGACAGUUGAAGAGAUAGAAUAAUCUGAUCAAAUAUUAGGUAAUUACUGAUUAACGUUUUCUUUCUUUUGUGGAUAUGUCAUCACAAAGCAUUAUUACAUUUACGGUUCAAAUUACACAGAUUUUAUGCAAUUUUAAUAUAUUUUACAACAACUUUGCGUAUUUUCUAUAGUUACUAGCAUGUUUUUAAACCCGUUUUUUAUAAAUAAUCACCAGCUCAUUGAAUGCGUGUCAUGAUUUAUUGCAUUUCAUGUUUCAUUAUCAUUCUGAACAUUGAGUAAGUACCUAUUCAGUAUUUCAACCAGUUUCGUUCAGGUGUUGUAGACAUCACUCUUCUCAUUUCAUACAGGCAAGAAUCGUUUGACUAACAUUAAUACCUACCUAUUUUUUAAUUUUUUUCGAAGAUAACUAAACAUCAAGGAUCAGCACUGCCUCGAAAUGAAAUGCUUGAUACAUUUUACGAUUAAACAAUUGGCACUGACGUAAAAUGCACUAAUAAGAUUGAAAAAUUUAAUUUUCCGACAAGGACCGUACAACUGAAAAGUUGAGAACAGUUUGAGCGUUUAUAGUUAGCAAUACAAAUAUAGUAUGUUAUGGAAUAAAGAUACGUGCUAAUCAUG